AGAUACUGUCAUAAAAGAAACAGAUGGACUGUAUAAACGUAUAAUAUAUAAUGGACUCUCUUUCUCGGUUUUUUAGGUCAAACACGAAAACGAUGACGUGUUGAACGAGCUCAAAAGAGCCACAUUGUUCAACACCGUCAUCUUCGGUGGCGCGAAGUUCCCGCUCUCUGUGCACGGCCCAGCCAUAUUUGUGGUGUUUUGCAACAAAAUUGAUGUAACGGUCAACGCCAGCAUGGUGCGUAGGGUAGAAGCCCUCAAAGACGGAUCCGUUUUGGUGGAUUUCGUAGACAUCCUCGACCGUAAUAGUAUUUUGAUGCGUUUAAGAGACAAAGUUCAGCAAGGAAUGAAACAUCCCCUUUGGGGACCUGAACCUGCUGACUUCCUCGAAAUACAGCCUAUGGCUGUGGAAAAUGACCCGGGUACUUCUGGGACUUCUGGAACUCAUGCUUUUAACGACCGCGUGAAUUUUAUAAGGGAGAUGUUUGCCAAAGGCGAGAUAGAUACUGAUACCGCAACAAAAUUCUUUGCAGCAGUGCUCCGCGACAAAAACGAGUAUGUUGGGUGUUUGUUUUGUAUCAUGUUGUAUGUCGUUGAAUGCAUUUAG
This is a messenger RNA of Cylicostephanus goldi, 604 nucleotides long. The record is from the annotation of a GenBank genome assembly. NCBI's taxonomy places the organism in Eukaryota, Metazoa, Nematoda, Chromadorea, Rhabditida, Strongylidae.